GCGACUUCAGUUUUCAGCAGACGAUCGUGGCGAAAGCAACAGUAUUUGCAUUAUUUUCCAAACGAGUCAUCAGCGAUGGGUGGAAGAAACGUGAUCGGUUGUGCAUUGUUUAUCGUUCUGACGAUCCUGUUCUGUGAGGCAUUUCACUUUCCGGAUGUGGCUCAGCUCGAGUUAAGUGAUGUUCUGAACAAAAACUGCGGCUCUACGGAAUACGACGAUCGCGAUCGUCCACCAGAGGGUCGCCUUCAGGAAUCCCCCUGGUUGGCGCUGUUCUACUACCCGGACGAACCGGUUCACUUCUGCCAUGGGACGUUGAUUACGACAAAGCACAUUCUGACGACAGCCGUUUGUGCGACCAAUAUAGCUGAAAACGAGACUACAAUUGUUUUGGGUGAUUACGAGCUGUAUGUGGACCAGGACUGCGAGGGGGUCAAGUGCUUGGAUCCAGUUCAGCGGAGAAGGGCGCAUAAGGUGAUUCUGCACGAACAGUACGAUGCGGAGAGCUUUGAGAACGAUUUGGCGAUGGUGGUUCUGGAUCAGGACGUGCUGCUGACCGAUUCCGUCAAACCCAUCUGCCUGCCGUUGAUCAAGUUCGAAAUCGGCACCGUCAACCAGCCGAACGUGUACAACGCCCUCUGGACCAGUAAAGCACGGCCGCAGCAGUACUGGAUGCGUUACGUCGAGCUGGAUAGGUGCCGCAAGCUGGUCCACAACAAAAUCAUGCUCAACGAGGGUCAGAUUUGCGCCAGCAGUUUCAACAACCGGACGAUCGAAAUGAUCGGCGGUGCGGGAUCGGCUCUGGAGGUUGAGUAUCACAACCGCAUCUACCAGGUAGCGAUGCUGUCGAUCGGGAUCCUGGACUCGGACCCCGGAACACCGUUCGUCUAUGUCGAUAUUCCGAAGUACGUCAAAUGGAUUCAUGAAUCGGUGAAGAAAAACCAAUAAGCGUUUGUGUGGAUAUAAAUAAAGAGAUUUAAC
Ochlerotatus camptorhynchus is the source of this 978-nucleotide messenger RNA. Its product is annotated as serine protease grass-like. The record is from RefSeq and is a predicted model, not a curated record. Gene Ontology annotation, molecular function: serine-type endopeptidase activity. The transcript is spliced from 4 exons. The coding region runs from base 76 to 945 and encodes 289 amino acids. Lineage: Eukaryota; Metazoa; Arthropoda; Insecta; Diptera; Culicidae. Gene Ontology annotation, biological process: proteolysis.